UGCAGGAGAGCCCCAGCUUCAGCAUCUCCCAGCCCUUCCACACCCCGAGCUUUCUUGUAGCGAUGCCUGAGAUCGGGAUUAGCAGUUAUUGCGUCCUGGGAGGAGAGGUGAGCUCCCUGCCCCUGGCUUUGCUUACCCUGGCCUUUCAGCAGGAGAAGAUUCUGUAGUGGCACCUGUAACAGCUCUUUAGCACAAGGUCCACCUGCAGUAAAGCUGUGUUAAAGCACCUGGGAUGUCCUGUACCCCAAAAUCCCACUGUGUCUCCCUCCUCCACAUCUCUACCCUUCCCCUUCCACAGAUGAGAGCUCCCUACUUCCCUCCUGAGCUCUGUGCUAACCUUUGUGUCACGCCAUCGAGGGUUUAAAAGGCAGCGUGAUUAAAGCAAUAAAAUGUAACAAGGUAUAUAAGCUUUGCUAAUGGCUCCUCUGCUUCUAAGAGCAAAGUGCAUGUCUGCCUGGGCACUUAGCACUCAGAGGCACUUAGCAAACCCAUGAUCAGAUAGGAAGGAGAGCAGAGGGAGAAGACGGAGGGAGUUUCUUGGUCUAUUUGAAUGAUGGUCAUAGACAAGUUCUUACCAGUGACCAGAUUUCCCUGCUUUACUUGUCAACCACUUGUUCCUUCCCCUCGGGUUUAGUUUUGUAUUAUUAUGAACUCGGAGAAAUUACUGACCUAUGUAAUAAGGCAGGACCGGUGAAGAAGAGACUGCCCUGUCCCACUUAUAGGUCAAGUGGGGCUAACGUGAUGAGCUGAGGCUUAAUCAUAUUCUGCAUGGGUUGGGAACAGGGGCAGAGGAAGAAAAAGAAAAGUUAAGGUCCAAGGUCAGUGAAUGCAAAUACAGCAAUUUUGAGAAUGAAUGUGUGAAAUACCCAUGUCUUGGUGAUUCUAGUGCAGAUAUCCUGUAGCCAGCCAUGAAAGCUGUCCUCAGACAAAUGGGCACAGAGGAGGAGUUUGGAGAGCCCAUCAUGAGCACUCAGCAUAUUCUUCCCCCCAGAGGAGCAUCAGAAAUCAAAGUGAAGGUGUACCAGCUUCAAAAGCUUCUGGAAAGCCUAGAAAUCCACAUGAUCCAUGAUGUGCAGAAGAAAAUUAACCAGGAGAUGAUUCCAGUGAUACUUGAAAGAGCCAGACAAGAGAGCAGUCUCCCCACUGAACUCUGGAAACAGAGGGUAACUCAAGAAAAUUUCUCAGUUGCACGACCAUGGAUAGUUGAAAAAUUUGUUCAAAGGCUGAUGGAAAACUACCAAGAAUCAGAUACAGAGGAGCUGCACACAGUGGAAGGAGGUGGCAACCAAAGCGGCAUGGCUCUGGCACAGGGAAAGUUGGAUGUCUAUCGCCUUAGCAUUGAGCAACGAGUGUUUGAAAUCAUCAGUGAAGUGAGAAGAGAAGGAGUUGACAAUAUGAUUAAUCUGAAGAAAAAGUUUGCCUCCACUAAAAAUAAUGGUGACUUGAAAGAACAUUUGUUUAAACAGGAACAGCUGCAGCUCUUGAGGGAUGGCAAUACCAGGCUAAGCAAGCUGGUUUGUAAGCUGAUGGCUCUGAACUGUUGGAAGCAAAUCACUCAGAAGGCACAGCUCUCUGCAAACCUUAGAGAAGGAAGCUCUUCAAAAUGAAGAAGAGUGUCUGAAUGCUAAGAUGAUGACAGAACAAGAGGUGACUUCAUUUCAGGGUCAGCUCACGCCUGUAAGGAAAGCUCUAGCAACCUCUCAAGCAGACAAUGGCAAGCUAAAGAAGCAGCUACAU
Messenger RNA from Calidris pugnax (ruff), 1737 nucleotides. RefSeq lists its product as uncharacterized. The transcript is spliced from 7 exons. The record is from RefSeq and is a predicted model, not a curated record. The coding region runs from base 909 to 1607 and encodes 232 amino acids. Lineage: Eukaryota; Metazoa; Chordata; Aves; Charadriiformes; Scolopacidae.